This is a messenger RNA of Sceloporus undulatus (fence lizard), 2649 nucleotides long. It is a transcript of the gene STXBP2, whose product is annotated as syntaxin binding protein 2. The transcript is spliced from 19 exons. Gene Ontology annotation, biological process: neurotransmitter secretion; intracellular protein transport; vesicle-mediated transport. Gene Ontology annotation, cellular component: plasma membrane; secretory granule. The record is from RefSeq and is a predicted model, not a curated record. NCBI's taxonomy places the organism in Eukaryota, Metazoa, Chordata, Lepidosauria, Squamata, Phrynosomatidae. Gene Ontology annotation, molecular function: syntaxin-3 binding. Bases 16 to 1848 code for a protein of 610 amino acids.
CAUAGGUCUAGCUUCAUGUUGCAAGAAAAAAAUGAGGUAGAAAAGCAGUCAUCUCAGAAAGGUGCUACCCCAGCAUCCUUUCAGCUCCGGACACAGGCAUGCAGAUUAGUUGAGAUACUGAAUGAUGUAAUACGCAGUAUGAAGAAGGAAGGAGAAUGGAAGGUACUCGUUAUGGAUCAUACCAGUACACGCAUUCUCUCGUCCUGUUUUAAGAUGUCAGACCUUCUGGCUGAAGGAAUCACAAUUAUUGAAGAUAUUAACAAACGACGAGAACCCCUCCCCAGCCUGGAAGCCAUCUAUUUGAUCAGCCCUGUUGAGACGUCAGUGCAUGCUCUGAUAAAUGACUUCAAAGGCACCCCUACUUUUGCAUACAAGGCUGCCCAUGUCUUCUUCACUGACACCUGCCCUGAAAAUCUUUUUAAUGAACUCAGCAAGUCCCGAAUUACCAAAGCUAUCAAGACUCUCAAGGAAAUCAAUGUCGCCUUUCUUCCAUAUGAAUCACAGGUGUAUUCCCUGGAUAACCCUCAGAGCUUCCACCAUCUCUUUAGUCCAUACUGCAGGGAAGAUAAGAACAAACACUUAGAACGAAUGGCGGAACAGAUUGCCACCUUGUGCGACACCUUGAAGGAGUAUCCCUCAAUUCGCUACAGGAAUGGCUCUGAAGACUGCUUCCUGCUGGCUCAUGCUGUUUUAGCAAAGCUGAAUGCCUUCAAAGCAGACAAUCCCACCAUGGGAGAGGGUCCAGACAAAUCUCGCUCACAGCUUCUGAUUGUUGACCGGAGCUAUGACCUAGUGUCCCCACUUCUGCAUGAGCUCACUUUCCAGGCCAUGGCCUAUGACCUGCUCAACAUCCAGAAUGACACUUACCGGUAUGAAUCCACAGGCAUUAGUGACUCAAGGGAAAAAGUGGUACUCUUGGAUGAGGAUGAUGACUUGUGGGUGCACCUCCGCCACAUGCACAUUGCUGAUGUUUCCAAGAAAGUGACAGAGCUGCUGCGUACUUUCUGUGAGAGCAAGAGGCUCACCACAGACAAGGCCAACAUUAAGGACCUGUCUCAAAUCCUGAAGAAGAUGCCCCAGUACCAGAAAGAACUUCACAAGUAUUCUACACAUCUACACCUGGCAGAAGACUGUAUGAAUAACUUCAAAGGCACAGUGGAGAGGCUAUGCAGCGUGGAGCAGGACCUAGCCACAGGUUCAGAUGUUGAAGGGGAGAAAGUUAAAAAUGCAAUGAAGACGAUUGUACCAAUUGUCCUGGAUACCAGCGUGACAGCAUUAGAUAAGAUCCGCAUUAUCCUGCUUUGCAUCUUCCUCCAGAAUGGCAUCAAUGAAGAGAACUUGACCAAGCUCAUCCAGCAUGCCAAUGUACAACAGGAGAGCGACAUCCUGUACAACAUGCACUGUCUGGGUGCUGCCAUCAUGCCAGAGGACACUGGUGGACACAUGAAGCCAGCGAGGAAAGUGCGGUUGGAGCCCACCUAUCAGCUCUCCCGAUGGAUCCCUAUUCUUAAGGAUGUUAUGGAGGAUGCCACUGAAGACAAGCUGGACAAGAAGUUGUGGCCCUAUGUGUCUUGCCCAGCCCCUGGCCCAUCCUCGCAAGCUGCCGUGAGUGCCCGCUUUGGUCAUUGGCACAAGACCAAGACAGCAACUGAGUACCGAACUGGCCCUCGCCUCAUCCUGUAUGUGCUGGGUGGUGUUACUAUGUCAGAGAUGCGCUGUGCCUAUGAAGUCACAGAGGCCACUGAUGGGAAGUGGGAGGUGCUGAUUGGUUCCUCUCACAUCCUGACCCCCAAGCAGUUCCUGGAAGAUGUGCGCAAUCUGACAGAGCAAGAACCACUGAAGUCCUAAGCUCAACUAUGGCUCUCUAAAGAGACUUGCUGACAGCAGUUCUAUUUAUCUGCCCAGAUGAAGUUUUUCUCAGUGUGAUGGCUUGCAUCAUAUACCUGUGUUUUGCUUCUCUCCUUUUAAGACUGGCCCUCAGCCUGGCCUUCUUGCAGCCAGCUAUUUUGAAUGAACCUGACACUGGGAGGACUGUGUGCAAGUCAAGGAUGUGGGUCCAGCAAUCUCUUAUGAGUCCCUAAUUUCUCACCGUGGUGAGGUUUCUGGUUGCACUUUAUUUUUCUCUUCCCAUCUUUCCUCCAACCCUUCCUCCCAAAAUGAGGAAGAUGAAUGGCAGAUUUAUAUCUAAUGAAGAUCAAUAACCCCUUCUAUCUUUCUGUCACUGUAGUUAUUUGCUCCCUCAAACUCAGGGAGGAGGGAGUUUCUAGGAAUGUACUGUAUUUGUCAUCUAAAUGCAUAUAUUUGGAGUUGCCUGGUCUCCAUCAAUGCUCUGAUUUUUUUCUUUCUUUGCAAAGAUAGUUGACCCCAGAAGAUUAUUUUGUUACUGUUUUGACAAAGUGUUUAAAGGAUAAUUCAUCCCCAGCAGGGAAAACCUGAUGCAAUCAAAGCAGUAGCUAUCCCCAUGCACCCAGCUUGGUGAGCCUAAGAGCUGUACUGAUAACUGAGAUAAGACAAGGAUGAUUUGCUACUUUCAAAAGACAUGGGAAGAUGUAUUUAUAAAAGGUGUUGUGUGCUCUUUGCAUUGCAAGAGUUGUAUAAUUUUGCUAAAAAAUCCCAGAGUCUUCAAAAUAAAAGUGAAAAUAAAGAAUA